Molecule: messenger RNA, 1333 nt
Organism: Lycium ferocissimum
Lineage: Eukaryota; Viridiplantae; Streptophyta; Magnoliopsida; Solanales; Solanaceae
Product: E3 ubiquitin-protein ligase CHIP
Exons: 8
Coding region: 208-1065 (285 amino acids)
Biological process (GO): protein polyubiquitination; cellular response to misfolded protein; proteasome-mediated ubiquitin-dependent protein catabolic process
Cellular component (GO): cytoplasm
Molecular function (GO): protein-folding chaperone binding; ubiquitin protein ligase activity
Source: RefSeq, a predicted model, not a curated record
CUCCCAAAUUGUAAAAUCAUGGAAUGUUCUCGAAAGCUGACGAGUAUAACAUAACAUAUUCACAUUUCGUUUUCAACCAAAUCCCUUGCUUUAAUUUCCCUCCCAAACCUAAAAACAUUUCUUCCUACAUCUCAUUUCAAUUUCAAUAUCAUCAGAUAAUUUUGUAAUAUAGAACCAAAAAAAAAAAAGAUAGGAAGAAAGGGAAAAAUGUCACCAAUAGUGGGUCUCACUGGGGUGGCCAAACUAGCAGAACAACUAAAGCAAGAUGGAAAUAAUUAUUUCCAGAAAAAUCGAUUUGGGGCUGCCAUUGAUGCAUACACAGAGGCUAUUACAUUGUGCCCAAACGUUCCCAUAUAUUGGACGAAUCGCGCUUUGUGCCAUCGGAGACGCAAUGACUGGACAAGAGUAGAGGAUGAUUGUAGGAAGGCUAUUCAGCUUGAUCACACUUCUGUUAAGGCGCACUAUAUGCUUGGUCUUGCAUUGCUACAGAAAGAACAAUACGUGGAAGGAGUAAGAGCAUUAGCAAAGGCAUUGGAUCUCGGAAGAGGUGCUAAUCCAAAGAGUUACAUGGUUGAAGAGAUCUGGCAGGAGCUUGCAAAAGCAAAAUACUUGGAGUGGGAGCAUGAAUCUUCGAGACGCACUCGGGAACUAAAGAAAUUGAAAGAAGCCUGCGAGUCAGCUCUCAAGGAGAAACAUGAGCUUGAUAGCUCUCAGAUGGAAGGGUUCAUAGACGAUAAUUCGACAUCCCUGUUGAAACAAUUGGAUGCCUUAGGCAUGGUUUUCAGGAAAGCUGCGGAAGAUGAUACUCCCUCCGAGGUACCAGAUUACUUAUGCUGCAAGAUCACACUUGACAUUUUUCGUGACCCUGUCAUUACGCCCAGUGGGGUUACAUAUGAAAGGUCAGUGAUCGUUGACCAUCUGCAGAAGGUUGGAAAAUUUGACCCGGUUACGCGAGAAUCCCUUAAGGAGUCUCAGCUGGUUCCAAAUUUUGCCAUAAAAGAAGCUGUACAUGCAUUUUUGGAUAAGCAUGGCUGGGCAUACAGGAUGGACUCAACAUGCUACUAAUACCGAGAGAUGGCGGGGUGGUGGAGGAUGGCAUUAUGGGAGAGUGAGUCUACUAGGUCUCUCAUAUUGGACGCCACAUCCAGCCUUAUGGCGCACAUUAACCCUGGUUUACCGUGUAAUGUUUGUUCUUACAAUUGUACAGGAGUCCUUUUGUGAUGGUUGGUUGGUGUUCAUUAAUUGUACAGUGUCUGUAGCCUGUUUUUAUACGAUGGUUAUAGCAAUCUUGUUGCUUACAUGAAGGAUAAUCAAAAGAAUCAAUUGAGCGAUU